CAGCAUCUGGCGACAAGUUCGUUUCAGUGCAAUUUGUACUGCAUGUCUUCUCUUGAAGGUUUGAUUGGUAUCAAUCUGACAGAGAUGUGACAAUUAACUACCUGCGGAAGAAUCUAAAGCCGUCAGAUGUUAGAGUGGAUUUCGACAACCAAUCGGUACGACCGGUUCCCGCGCUUAUCUCGCCUGUCGCAGGCAGCAAUUUUCCUCUUGACACCCGCAGGUGAUGAACUUCUCAAGAGGUUUCAGCUGUCGCACCCCAUUGUUCCCGAGCAAUCCUCAUUCCGCGUCUCGUCGAUGAAAAUAGAGGUUUGUAUCAGGAAGCAGACCGAAAUCAGAUGGACCCAACUUGAGGACGUCAGCACAACGGAUUCGGUGUCGAAAGUGGCCCACUCUUAUCCUUCUUCCAGCAAAGUUGCUCACGACUGGAACAAGUUGGAAAAAGAAGCAGCUGAGCUGGAGGACGAUGGGGACCCGUUAAACAAACUCUUUCAGAGCAUUUACCGGGAUGCCUCUGACGAAACUCGGCGAGCCAUGAUUAAGAGCUUCACCGAAUCGGGGGGUACCGUGCUGAGCACAAAUUGGGAUGAAGUCGGCAAAGGUAAAGUUGAAAUGAAACCGCCAGAUGGAAUGGAAUACAAAAAGUACGAACUGUGACUCUGUAACUAUCCAUCGUUUCUCAAACUCAUUCUUUCCCAAAGAAAUUAUCAACUGAUUUCAUGUUGCCCGUUUUUCUUCCUAUUUCAAACUACUUUUCUGAGGCCAU
Molecule: messenger RNA, 763 nt
Organism: Opisthorchis viverrini
Lineage: Eukaryota; Metazoa; Platyhelminthes; Trematoda; Opisthorchiida; Opisthorchiidae
Exons: 3
Coding region: 127-654 (175 amino acids)
Biological process (GO): protein stabilization
Molecular function (GO): protein-folding chaperone binding
Source: RefSeq, a predicted model, not a curated record